UCUCUCUCUUUCUCUGUCUCUCUCACACACACACACACACACACACACACCUCUAAGUCUUAACUCUUAAACAUCUGAAACAGCAAAACCAGGCUAUUGAAGAAGAUUCUGUGGUGUUAUUGGGGACGUUAUUUGGUGGAGAUCUCAGCAGAGAGAAAUGCAGCGAAUCUCCAGGGUUUGGCUCUUGUUUUCUAUGUUGGUAUCUUUACCACUUUGUUCUCUCGCUCUGGAGAAACUGAACAUGUGCAUGGAUGCUAAACACCACAAAACUGAGCCAGGACCAGAAGGAGAACUUUACCAGCAGUGUGCUCCAUGGCAUGAGAAUGCAUGUUGCACUGCAAACACAUCAGCUGAAGCUCAUGAAGAUAACUCCUACCUGUACAACUUCAACUGGAACCACUGUGGGGUCAUGAGUCAAAAAUGUAAAAAGCAUUUCAUCCAGGACACCUGCUUCUACGAGUGUUCACCUCACCUGGGGCCAUGGAUCCAACCGGCAGACACUACUUGGCGCAAGGAGCGAAUAAUUGAUGUACCAUUGUGUAUGGAGGACUGUGAAUUAUGGUACAAUGACUGCAGCAAUGACGUCACCUGCAAAGAGAACUGGCACAAAGGCUGGAACUGGACUUCAGGUAUAAACCGCUGUCCGUCAGGAGCUAAGUGUCAGAAGUGGACAGAUGUUUUCCCCACUGCUCAGAGCAUGUGUGAGAAAAUCUGGUCCAACUCCUACAAGUAUACCACCUACACCAAGGACAGCGGCCGCUGCAUGCAGAUGUGGUUUAAGGGCAACAACCCUAAUAAGAAAGUUGCAGAGUUCUAUCUGAAUCGUGGCUCAAACACAGAGAUGGCCAUGAUGACCAGUCUCACACUCUCUCUUUCUGUCCUUCUCUCAAUACUUCAAAUGCAAUGAAUAAAAAAGCUAAAAAAAAAAGCCUUC
This is a messenger RNA of Silurus meridionalis, 934 nucleotides long. It is a transcript of the gene folr, whose product is annotated as folate receptor. Gene Ontology annotation, molecular function: signaling receptor activity. The record is from RefSeq and is a predicted model, not a curated record. Gene Ontology annotation, cellular component: external side of plasma membrane. The transcript has 5 exons. Lineage: Eukaryota; Metazoa; Chordata; Actinopteri; Siluriformes; Siluridae. Bases 158 to 907 code for a protein of 249 amino acids.